CUUAGUUUUGAGGUGAGUCAUGCCAGAGGUCAGAGUAAGCUUCAGUCCACCACCUUUACUUACCCUUUCAUGAGUCCCAACUAUUCCUUAUUCCAGAAGGCCCAACUUCAGGAGCCGAAGCUUCAUGCACUACUACCAUGUUGAGCAUACAUGCUCACUCCAUAGUAGGAUUUUUAAACCCCCCAGGAGUAACCCCUGAUCACUCCCAGUUGUGGUCCAAAAGAAGCCCAUCUCCCUCCCUGAUUUAGCCCUGCCCCAUCGAGGCACUUUACACCUUGUCUUUCCUGUAAUUGAAAGGUCUCAGUAACAGAAUUUGAAUUUCAGCUUCCCCUCCCAAAAGAUGCAGGAUUUUUGACUAGCGACUUAACCACUCUAGCCUUUACUGUCCCCCCUGCCAAGGAAUUGGGGAGUGUGUGUCAGUAGCGUCACUGUGCCUCACCUCCCCCAGCACCCAGCUGUAAAUUGUAGGUAGCUACUGGCCCAAGGAUCGCAGCGCUGCCAGGCUGGCAGUUGAGUCGGGAGGAACUGUGCAGGACAUUGGACUCCUUCCAGCUUUCUGCUAGCCCGGACUUGCUCCCUUGCGCGUGGGGCGGGAUCAUCGGGUGAAUGACAGGGGCCCGCCCCGGGCGUGACGUCUUCCUGGUGGUGGUGCUGUGGCCACACGUGGUCGACUGAGUCCGCCUUAGACUCCGCGCGCUCUGCUCGGCGCAUUCAGCACCAGCCGCUGGUCUUCUUGGUCGUCGCCUUCGCUAUGUCCACGUCUACGAGCUGCCCGAUUCCCGGGGGCAGGGACCGGCUGCCCGACUGCUACAGCACCACGCCAGGGGGCACGCUUUAUGCGACGACCCCGGGAGGCACCAGGAUCAUCUACGACCGAAAGUUCCUGCUAGAGUGCAAGAACUCACCCAUUGCCCGGACACCCCCUUGCUGUCUCCCUCAGAUUCCAGGAGUCACAACUCCAACAGUUCCACCCUCCAAGCUAGAGGAACUGAAGGAGCAGAAGGAGACAGAGGAAGAGAUACCCGAUGACGCACAGUUUGAAAUGGACAUCUAACCCGGUGCAGAUUGACCCUAUGUGGGAGUGAAAUAGGGAUCCCUCCUGCAGUUGCUGCCACCACCUCUUCUGAGGUAUCCAAAGGCCUCCUGGCCUCAUCUUAUCUGGGAGUGACUUGUUGGUUCUGAGCCUCCCUUCUGAGGCAGCUUGGCCAGAGAUAAGAGUGGGCAAUGUGCCAUGCCCUUCACUCAACUAUCUCUGACCUGUAGGCACUCCUGAUCCACAGCCCUCCGUGCUCAUGGACUAAAGCUGGGACUGGAACUGGGACAGAAUAUGUCACCUUCUGACUGCUUAGUAAACUUUAAAAGAAA
This is a messenger RNA of Suncus etruscus (white-toothed pygmy shrew), 1365 nucleotides long. It is a transcript of the gene EIF4EBP3, whose product is annotated as eukaryotic translation initiation factor 4E binding protein 3. Gene Ontology annotation, molecular function: eukaryotic initiation factor 4E binding. NCBI's taxonomy places the organism in Eukaryota, Metazoa, Chordata, Mammalia, Eulipotyphla, Soricidae. The record is from RefSeq and is a predicted model, not a curated record. Bases 752 to 1054 code for a protein of 100 amino acids. The transcript has 3 exons. Gene Ontology annotation, biological process: negative regulation of translational initiation. Gene Ontology annotation, cellular component: cytoplasm.